UAUUUUUACUUAACAUGUGUGUGUUAGAGUUAUACUUUGAACCACUGGGGUCAAAAUGAAGCAGUGACAAAACCUAAAAUUCGCAGAGCUCCUACGCCCGGCUCUUAUGCUAGCGUGUAUCUUUAGCCUAAAGCUGAAUAGUCCCAUUGGCUAACAGGAAGAUACUGCUUGAUGUGCUACGCUACAGAAAAUUUUCAGAACAGACAAAGGGCUUCCUCUGCUUGUCAUGAAAAAAGGGACUAGCUAGAAUGAGUCUCUUCAAUUUAGACCGGUUUCGUUUCAUGAAGAAAAGCGCAAACAAAGAAGACCAGGUUUGCGAGACCAAAAGACUCGAUUCUGAAAAGGAGAACAAGCCAGCUCAAAAGAAACCAAUUAAAACCCCAUCAAAUUCCCAUGCACGAGGAGUGGUUUUUGAAGAAGUCUAUUCAGUUGACUUGGAGGAGGAUGUGGUUCUCCCUGAACCAAAGAAAAAAACAACCCCAACCAAGAAAUUUAAGCCUGUUAAGAAGGCAGCAUCAAACCAUACAGAUGACGAGGACAAUGAGAUGGAUGACAAAAUGAGCAAAUUGUUGGAGAUGUUUCCUCAGUUGACAAGAACUGAUGUUUUAGAGGUCAUUAGGGAUACAAGCACGCUGGAAGGAGCUGUAGCUGCCUGCCUAUUCAAAUUUGGGGAUAAAGAAGCUCAGAGUAAAAACAAAAAGCGAAAGCAGGAUGAGUCCAGCAGUUCUCAGGAUAUUCGUGAGAUUCAACUGAACAAGAAAAGGAGACAAUCAACCUCUGAUGAAGAAGAAAAUGACAAGAAAGAACCAAAUUGGGAGAAGCAAGAGGCCAUGGUGAGACGACUCCAAAAAAAGUUUCCUAACCAGGAUAAGGAGGAGCUGAGAAUGGUGCUUCAAGAACAUGAAUGGAAUGUUGAAGAUGCUCUGCAGGUUCUACAAAUGUUCUCAGACUCAGAAAAUAGUUCCUGCUCAGCUGAGUCAGAAAAAACGAAGUCAAAGAGCAAAGAUAAGUCGAGGAGAGACCACAAAGUUUCAAGGGACCACAAAUUCAAUAGUGAAAAGAUGGUGGAAGAAGACAAGGACCACAGAGAUCACAGUGAAUCAGAUGUGAACGAUUCAAAUGAUACAGAUGUCACAAAGGACAGUGAAGAAGAUUCAGAUUCGGAUGACAGCGAAAGUUCCCAAAUCAAAACUUACAACUCUGUUCAUACUUCACAGGCUGAGAAAAAAUCAGAUUCAGUCUCUUCAUCCUCCUCUGUUAAGCCAACAGCUACCUCUUCCUUUGUGACACCUUCCCCUUCCUCCCCACCCUUUCAGACUUUACCCACAUUUUCCAGUGAGACCAGCAUUGUUAAGAAGCAGGCAGCUGAGAGAAAGAUGAAGGCACGUUCCUCACAAGAACCUAUGAGUUCUGAAGGGGAAAGUGAUCAGGAAGAGGACAUCGUGACAAGCGAGUUUGAGAACUCUGAUGAUGAUGAGCUAGAUGUUGAAUGUGCCAGGCCAGAUUUAAGGAAGGACAUUCUCACGUUUUUUCAGACUGCAACUAAAGAUGAGCUGUCUUUGAUUUCUGGCUGCUCUAUAAAAAAGGCCCAGAAGAUUGUGGAACUGAGGCCUUUUGAUACAUGGGAGAGCCUGUGGGAUGUUUUUCAUAAAGGAAAUGGACUUUCAGAUGAUUUGUUGUAUGGCUGCAAAGUUGUCCUCAAAGAGCGGAAGGUUGUCUUGGGACUCAUGUCCAAGUGUGAGACCAUUUCUUCCAAAAUGGUCAAACGGGUCACCCAGGUCAUGGAAAGUGGAAAAGAAUCUUCAAAACAGCCCGGCAUACUCAACAGCCAGUUUGAGCUUAAACCGUAUCAGGUGAUUGGUUUGAAGUGGCUGUUGCUCCUGCAUGAACACAAUCUGAGUGGUAUCCUCGCAGAUGAAAUGGGUUUGGGAAAAACUAUCCAGGCUAUAGCAUUUUUAGCUCAGCUGUUUGAAAAUGACAUACAUGGUCCUCAUCUUAUUGUUGUGCCUGCCUCCACACUUGAUAACUGGGUUAGAGAGCUGAAGUCGUGGUGUCCAAGCCUUAAAGUCCUUGUUUAUUAUGGCUCUGUUGAAGAGCGGCGCUACCUCAAACAUGACAUCCUCAACCAGGAAGUUGACUUCAAUGUCAUUGUCACCACGUAUACCUUGGCCACAGGAAACGACAGUGACCGUAGCCUUUUCCGCAAGAUGCAUCUGGAGUACGCCGUGUUCGAUGAAGGCCACAUGUUGAAGAACAUGAACACUCUGCGUUAUCGUCACCUUAUGGCUAUUAAUGCUGAGCAUCGCCUGCUGCUGACGGGAACUCCUUUACAGAACAACCUUCUGGAGCUGAUGUCACUCUUGAACUUCAUCAUGCCCUCCAUGUUCUCCAGUUCCACAAUGCAGCUCUCCAAAAUGUUUUCCAUGGUAAGUUAAAAAUCUUAUGAGGAACAAAGUCAUUUUGAGAGGAAUCGUAUUUCUCAGGCCAAACUCAUCAUGAAACCAUUUAUCCUGCGACGUGUCAAAAGUGAGGUCCUCAAGCAGCUGCCAGCUAAAGAAGAAAAAAUAGAGUUCUGCUCCAUGAGUGAGAAACAGAAGGCUCUCUAUGAAGCACUCUUAAAAAAAUUGAAAACUUCAGUUAUUGGAGAGAAGCGUGAGCUGUGUAACGUUAUGAUGCAGCUGAGGAAGAUGGCCAACCACCCUCUUCUUCAUAGACAAUACUACACCACAGAAAAGCUUGAAGCCAUGAGCAAACUUAUGCUUAAGGAACCAACACACUUUGAUGCCAAUCCUGCCCUGAUUCAAGAAGAUAUGGAAGUGAUGUCAGACUUUGAGCUGCAUCGUUUGUGUCGGCGAUACGCCUCGAUCAGCUCCUUCCAGCUUGAUGACGGUCUUCUGCUGGACUCUGGGAAGUUUCACCACCUUAAAGAGCUGCUGACAUCAAUUAAAAGCCAGGGAGACCGGGUGGUGUUAUUCAGUCAGUUUACCAUGAUGCUGGACAUUGUGGAAGUGCUGCUAAAACAUCUUGAGUAUCGUUACAUCAGACUUGAUGGAUCCACACCUAUAGCUGAGAGGAUUGUGCUGAUUGAUGAGUACAACACAGACCCUGAGAUACUGGUGUUUCUGAUAUCGACCCGUGCUGGUGGGCUCGGUAUCAACCUAACCUCGGCAAAUGUAGUCAUUCUGCAUGACAUCGACUACAAUCCUUACAACGACAAGCAGGCCGAGGAUAGAUGCCAUCGUGUGGGCCAGACCAGAACUGUGCAGGUGAUCAAGCUGAUCAGUAAGGACAGCAUAGAGGACUGCAUCCUGCAGCUCGGCCACAGAAAACUAAAGCUAGAACAAGACAUGACUGCUGCUGAACAAGGUGAUGAGAGCACCAUACCUGAAGAUAUGGCAUCAUUGCUUAAAGCCUCUCUGGGACUGUGA
Molecule: messenger RNA, 3428 nt
Organism: Nematolebias whitei (Rio pearlfish)
Lineage: Eukaryota; Metazoa; Chordata; Actinopteri; Cyprinodontiformes; Rivulidae
Gene: smarcad1a
Product: SWI/SNF-related, matrix-associated actin-dependent regulator of chromatin, subfamily a, containing DEAD/H box 1 a
Exons: 23
Cellular component (GO): nucleus
Molecular function (GO): chromatin binding; ubiquitin binding; DNA binding
Source: RefSeq, a predicted model, not a curated record